AGGAGUGGCAGACCGAGCACCGAAGAGGAGAACAGAAAAGAAAGAAAUUCUGAAGGAAAAAAAAACAAAACAAACGCGAAGACCUCCACCGUUUCAUCCUCUUCUUUCUUCCUCUAAAUCCCCCAAUCCGUGCGAUCGCACCACCACCUGCCGGCGGCAACGGCCCGGCGACUGCCUGAGCCCCUCCUCCGGCGGCCAAUCGCGACGAGCCCCGGGCUCCCCCCCGUUCCAAACCCUACCCGUCGAACCGCGCGCCUCGAUCCGUUCCCGCCACGCCGAUCCCGCGCCUGCCGCCGCAAUCCGGCCGGGAUUCUCCGCCUCGAUCCCUUGCCCGCCCGCCGGUACCUGGCUCGCGGAGGAGGCGGGCGUCACCAUGUUGCAGUGCCUGGAUGGGGUGAAGCACCUCUGCGGCGUGCUCCUCAAGUGCUGCGACAUCGACCUCAAGCAGCCCAAGGGCCUCGAGGAUCCGGAGGUCCUCGCCAGGGAGACCGUCUUUAGCGUGAGCGAGAUCGAGGCGCUGUAUGAGCUGUUCAAGAAGAUCAGCAGUGCCGUGAUUGAUGAUGGGCUGAUCAACAAGGAGGAGUUUCAGUUGGCGCUGUUCAAGACUAGUAAGAAGGAGAGCUUAUUUGCUGAUCGUGUAUUUGAUUUAUUUGACACAAAACACAACGGAAUUCUAGGAUUCGAGGAAUUUGCCCGUGCGCUCUCAGUAUUCCAUCCCAAUGCUCCUCUUGAUGAGAAGAUUGACUUUUCUUUCCAGCUAUAUGACCUCAAGCAACAAGGCUUCAUUGAAAGACAAGAGGUUAAGCAAAUGGUUGUUGCUACACUUGCUGAGUCAGGAAUGAAUCUUUCAGAUGAAGUUAUAGAGAGCAUCAUUGACAAGACUUUCGAGGAGGCAGACACAAAACAUGAUGGGAAAAUCGAUAAAGAAGAAUGGCGCAAUCUAGUACUGAGGCAUCCCUCGUUAUUAAAAAACAUGACACUUCAGUACCUCAAGGACAUCACAACUACAUUUCCAAGCUUUGUCUUCCAUUCUCAGGUUGAUGAUACAUGAAGCUAUGAGAUCCUAUUUUUGCCCCCAAUGAAACAUCAGAAGGUAGUCCCAGUGCUUUGUUAAGCAAGCUUUCCAAUGCUAGCUUGAAGGUUCAGCAUAUGCCAUAGCGUUCCGAAGUUGCAUGAUGAUUUUGGGAAGUCAAACCCUUUGUUGUUAAUAACGCUUCGUUUCUUGUUUUUAUUCAAAAUUCUGGCUGAAAUCCCCCUCCCCUCCCCACCCUCUUCUUCUUUUUCUUUUUUUGAAUUUGGUUGUUGACUCAACGUUUCUUGGUGUACAAAGCUGCAGCUGAACUUCCCCUUUAGUGAAUUGUAUUUUACUCAUGAAAGUAUUAUAUUGUAUAUUUAUACUUAACGACUGCUUGAGACAAGUCCGAUUCGAUUAA
Molecule: messenger RNA, 1433 nt
Organism: Panicum hallii
Lineage: Eukaryota; Viridiplantae; Streptophyta; Magnoliopsida; Poales; Poaceae
Product: calcineurin B-like protein 3
Exons: 8
Coding region: 374-1051 (225 amino acids)
Biological process (GO): calcium-mediated signaling
Molecular function (GO): calcium ion binding; kinase binding
Source: RefSeq, a predicted model, not a curated record